CGUGCACCUAAUAUGGAGAAGUUAAAAUAUAGUUUACUAUUUUCAUAAUAGAUAAAAAGAUUAAGUAACGAUUAUAGUUAUUCAUAGUUAAAAAAAAAAUGUUUCACUCAAGUAAAUAUAACUUACGUUACAUAGAUUUAUGAAGUGAAGAAAUAUGUAACUGGGGAAUGUAUAGAAGGAGAUACGUAAUAUGCCCCACUGCUGUAAAAUACUAACGUAGAGGGGGACAAAGCCGCAUGAGGGGCCCCACCCGUGAAUAUCACAUCGUUAUGAUCGUCAGUCGUCAAUAUACUCUAUAAAUUGUUCUAUCAACGAUUAUUGUACGCAUUUCUAACUGUCAUAUUGUAUUCUAAGUAUACAUAUUAGUUAUAUACAAAUUAUGGCUAGUUCAAUUAGUAGCUCCAAUAAUGUCUAUAAUUUCAAAGUUGUGUUGCUCGGCGAAGGAUGUGUUGGAAAAACUUCUGUUGCAUUACGAUAUGUUGAAAAUAAAUUUAACGAUAGACAUAUCAGCACAUUGCAGGCUUCCUUUUUAAAUAAAAAAUUGACUAUACAUGAAAAGAAAGUAAACUUGGCAAUAUGGGAUACUGCUGGUCAAGAAAAAUUUCAUGCAUUGGGACCAAUUUAUUACAGAAUGUCAAAUGGUGCCAUUAUAGUUUAUGAUGUUACUGAUUACGAUACAUUUUUAAGGGUAAUAAAUUGGGUUACAGAACUUAGGAAAAUGUUAGGCAGUGGAAUUUGUUUAGCAAUAGCUGGAAAUAAAAUAGAUCUUGAAAAGGAUAGACGUGUUUAUAUCGAAGAAGCAGAAGAGUUUGCUAAUAAAGCAGGAGCUAUGCACUUUCAUAUUUCUGCCAAAUUAAAUGAAAAUAUUGAAGAAAUGUUUUUUCAAUUAACAGUACGAAUGAUAGAACAUGCAGAUUUAAUGGAACAAAAAUCUACAUUAUCAAGAACAAGUAGUAUACGUCGUAAUGUUGUCGUGGUUGAAGAUGAAAGUGAAGAAACUGAACCAAUUAAAAGUUCUUGUUGUGGUGGUUCUUCACAUACAUCUUAACUUGAGAUAUCUAUUAAAAUUGGUUUUAAUUUUGAACAAGCCAUAUAUAGAAAUGUGUGUAUAUAUAUAAUAUGUAUGUGUAUGUGUGUGUGUGUGUGUAUAUGUACAUAUAUAUAUACAUAUACAUAUACAUAUUAAGCAACAUAUAUCAUAAAAUUUUUAAUAUUUUAUUUUUUAAGGAAUAAAAUAUAAUAUAAGAAAAAAAUUGCUAAGCCUAAGUAAUUUAACUGAGUAAGGUAAGAAAUACUGAUUAUAUUUUGGGAGUUAAUUUUUAUGUAUUUCAAUAUUUAAUUACAUUGAUAGAACCUCAGUUGAUUCAUAAACCAAAUAUCUUGUUAUUCAUAUAUGUCAUAUAUGCUAGAAGACAUCACAAUUAUUAGAUAUAUGUAUUUCAUAUAAAUGUAUAUAUAUUUAAAUACUAUUAUGUUUUAAUAAAAAGGUUAAUUAAUAUA
Molecule: messenger RNA, 1500 nt
Organism: Apis cerana (Asiatic honeybee)
Lineage: Eukaryota; Metazoa; Arthropoda; Insecta; Hymenoptera; Apidae
Gene: Rab21
Product: RAS oncogene family member Rab21
Biological process (GO): Rab protein signal transduction
Molecular function (GO): GTPase activity; GTP binding
Source: RefSeq, a predicted model, not a curated record